Laccaria bicolor S238N-H82 is the source of this 1113-nucleotide messenger RNA. RefSeq lists its product as uncharacterized. The record is from RefSeq and is a predicted model, not a curated record. Bases 1 to 1113 code for a protein of 370 amino acids. The transcript has 6 exons. Lineage: Eukaryota; Fungi; Basidiomycota; Agaricomycetes; Agaricales; Hydnangiaceae.
AUGUCUCUCCCCCUAGAACUAGUCCAAGAAAUCAUUCAUCUCCUACUCUUCUCCGCCCCACCGCGCUCUUCGACUCCAGAAAGACCCGGCUGUACAGCUAAACCCACAUGGGGCACGAUCAAUGUGCUCAGCCUCACUUCACAAAGUUAUCGCGCGGUGGUGCUCGAAGCGUGGUUUCGGACUCUUUUCAUCGAAUCGCCAGUGGAUCUACUCUUUUUACGAGACUCAGGUUGGUUUCCUAACCUGGGGAGUAAAUGGGCCAGACACCUCCACUGCGUCCGAUCAUUCCGCAACACCCACUAUGCCUGGAACCUCUCCUCCUUCCUCCGCGUUUCCUCCAUUAGACUGGACUGGCUCUCGCUUACCCUCACGUCGUCUUUCAUCCCCCCAGACGCUGGCUUGGACACACUACCUUUUUUACACCUCGCCUCCACGGUUGAACACUUUGACUUGCGCGGACAUACGUCGCCUAAGCCUGAGACGAUUCAAUGUAUUGCUAAUACCCCAGGCUUUGGGUGUUUGAAGACAUUGAAGAUGGUGCGAGACACGGUGUGGUGUGAGCUUUGCCAACUUUGCCGUCUUGUCCGGUUUGAAGACAGGCCGACGGGGGUGGUGUAUGAGGGGGGUUUGGGGCUGCCUAUCGACUACGCGCAUGUUCUAGCACCAUUUGAAUACCUGGAAGAGGUUGUGAUUAUUAUACCCAGCCAUGGCUUUGGAAAUACUACAUGGGGCUCAAAUGCAGACUCAGAUUCAGGCCCAAAUGCGGACACCAACCCGCAGACGACGACCACCUCCAACCCAAAAGUGAAUCCAAACUUAUGGUCGGGUGAAUGUGAUACCUGUAUGGUGAUGAUGUAUUGCGACGAUGUGUUCCUGGAUGAGGGGGAGGAGGAGGAGGAGGAGGAUGAGCGAUUUGAGGAUUACGAGGACGUGGCUACUGAUAUGGCGAGUCAGUUGAACUCGUCUCUGGAGGGCAUCGAGGAUGACCCAAUCACUUGCCGCGUCGAUAGAUGCAACUUGUCUCUGGGUCUUGAGGACUACCAUUCAAGCAACCUAGUUAACUUCCUACCCUCCUUCAAACGGCACAAGGACGCAGAAUCUUUAGCACAGUAA